UCCCGUUGCUUUACCACUCUUCCAACAUUCGUGCACUGUGUUAGCUUGGAGUCUGCGCACUACUAUGAGAUGGAAAGAAUGGAAUAUUUAACUCCAUCCAGAAGUGAGAAGGCUGCCACUAACUUGGACUUGGAAAGCAAUAGAACGGCCCACUUUAAAUCGUCAUGGCAACAGCAUGUAAAUGUGUUCAGCUCCUCGAGUAGGCCAGCGUGUGUGGAAGAGCUGCAUCAGGAGGCCCAACUCAAUCUCCAGAGCUUGCUGCAAGAUGAAUAUGAAGGGUCAUAUUCUGACAGCAGAGUAACGGGACAGACUUUCCGUUGCUGCAGCUCGGAUCACUUGGGGCCCCCUCUGGAGCAGACUCUUCAGCAGAUCGUCAACAAGAAGACGGGUUUUAUUUUCCUGCCAGCUACAAAACAAGUCUGUGAAGAUGGGACAACCACUGUAGGCAUCUUGCCACAAGACACUGGACACGUAUUUCCAAAAAUUCUUGAGAAGCAGCACACCUGGAAUCAGACUUUAAUACUACCAACUGUGGAAAAGGCUACUUGGCACCUGGCACGACCCAAUCAAGCCCACAUAAUUCCCAUCAAUGUCUCUGGACAGGCGUUUGAUAAACAUUCCAUCGUGCACCAGUCCCUUUUUAAUACCGAGACUGCUGUGAAUCCAAAGUCAACACUGCGAAGGAGAAGAACCAUUAUUGGACUACCUGAGACACCCAUCCAAGAUCGAGGACAUGCAAUGGAUCAGCAUUCAGACAGUGGUGACUUAAACCUUGGCAACUACUCUUUUGAAGAUUCAAUCAGCCGACAUUGCUCCUCUACACUGGGAGUUGCCCCAUACUCAAUGCCGCUUAGAAAAGCACACAGUGAACUGGACCAACCUGUGUCUGCUUAUUCUGACAGAAUGGAUCAUUCUGCCCUGGUGUGUGGUAGUCCUUCCUGGAAUGGACAAAAAGAAUCCACAUUUUCUCCUUUGUGCAAUAACUCUUUUACCUACAUGAUGCCUGUAAGCCCCAUUGUGAGACAGUCUUCCCAUCCGAGCACAUUUUCAAAACACUCUUCACAAGGAAGUUUUAGUUCAUCUUCACAGGUGAAUUCUUUCAUGUGCCAGUCCAAUGAGCUAGCUGAAAAUAUGGGCAAUAGAGAUUGUGCAGACAUGGCAACUGUGAAUCUUGAGCAGAAAAAUCAAGCCUUGUACAGAGAUAUAUUGAAGUUUCAGGAAAAUUCUUUUUCAGCCCUGACAGAUUCAGGGUCAGUCUGUUCAGCAGACAAUUUGUACUUUGACCACAGGAGGGAGAGUGAAAGUUAUGCUAUGAAUUAUCCCAGCACAAGUUCAGAAGAGAGUACGAGUGCAGACAACGUUUCCAUAACCGCUGAUUUCAGUGAGCCACGAAGACAAAGAUCAAAGAGUUUCUCUCUUAGGAAGCCAAAGAAGAAACCUGCUCCUCCUGCCCGCAGUGUGUCCUUGAAGAAAGAUAAUAGUGGCCAGCAAGUUGAGACCACUGCCCAAACCAAAGACCCAAGGCCAAGGAGUCUCUUCAUACCCAGGGAUAAGAACAUCCAACAAAACUUGUUCCAGCCAAGUCUUUCCUCCAAAAAUGUUAAAAGCACAUCACAAUAUGCUUUAGCAAAUGAUACUCAAACAACAGGACAAGAUGGCGAGAUACACUUUUCUAGUCAUUGGUACACAAAUGAUUGGAAGUCAGAUGAUCCAUAUAAAUCAUUAUCUAGUUCCAGCACUGCUACUGGCACGACAGCAAUUGAGUGUGUAAAAGUGAGUGAUAGCACUGAAUCUCUUAGUUCACCCUCAACCUCUCGAGCAACAUCUCCUUUUCAGCUCCCUGCUGAAGCCAGAAUCAAUUCUCCAUCCAAGCCUCCAGUUCUGAUGUCCCCUUCCAGUGGCUACUCUAGUCAGUCGGAAACACCAACAUCAACUGUCCCCACAUCACUGAUCAUUGGUCACUCCACACAGGUCUGCAGGUUGAGGCCUAAAGUUCCACAAAGGAAGUCAUCCCUCCCUGCCACAUCUCCAAGGGAAAAGGGUCCCCGUUCCAGGCUGUCAAUUGAAUUACCUAUCAUUCCUUCUUCUCAUACAGACUUCACUGGGACAGCAAUGUCCUUUAGAAGCAAACCAAGCGCCAGCAGAAGACACUCUGAUUCUUCAACAUCACUUCAAAAGAUAAGCCCGAGCCAACCAGUCUUUCCUAUGGUUACUCAGUUGGAUCUAAAGUCCAUUAGACUUCGAUCAGUCUGUAAAUCUGACCUAGACGAUAAUGUGGAUGGGGUUUUUGAGAUGAUUGAAGAGGAGCAAAGUAAAGAUGUGUAUGCUACACCACAAAGAAAAGUGAAGCCCCCGGUAGCCUUAAAACCACAGCUGGCAAGAAGGCCCAUAAAUUUCAUGGUGAAAUCCCUUUCAUCAUCUCCAGUGAGUUCAGACUCUCCACCAGUUUCUCCAAAAGAAAGGGCAGAACAAUAUUGCCCUGUUCAACAGCAGAGCAAGCCAAGUACACUCAGAAAUAUAGAUCAUCUAAUAGAUGGAAACAUUUCUGAUAUUCCCAAAACAGCAAAUUCUGCUGUAUCUCCUUACAGUCCAUGUGAAGAUGACACUUCUACAGCAUAUCCCACCAGGAUAGUCAUCCAGAGCCUAUCAGAGAUGGAAAAGAGGAAAACCAAAAUACCACCUCCAGUGCCCAAAAAGCCACAACUGUCAAUGCAGUCAACUAAUUCAGUCUCUGUUAAUGAAACAUCUGAGAAUCCUGAUGUUACUUUAGUUAGUGGUCACACCAGCAGCACCAGUGUAUCUCUAUCUGAAGAUUCUUCCAGACAGGCAGAAAACCACAUUAAACUGAUUGCACUUAAAACCACAGAAUUUGAGCAAGACCCAGAAGCUUCUCCUAUUGGCACUCCCACAGAUAUUUUGCCAAGCAAAAGCUUAGAGGAAGUUAGUGAUAAAGUCAUUCGGCAUACAUCAGAAGAAGAUGAUGAAGUCUUUGUGCAGUCAUCAACAUCUCAUACCACAGAGGAUCUCUUCACUAUUAUACACAGGUCAAAACGGAAAGUUCUAGGAAGGAAAGAGACAGAUGACACAUUCCAGAGGCCAAGCACAGCUCAAUCCAUCAAAACCAGCCAAUCAAUGUCCACUUCUGAGCAGAAGCAAACCUCACCUGGGAGGAAAGGAAGCUCAUCAAGAUCUAGUUCCAGGAAUGAGAACUUCAUGGCUUUACUUCAGAGGAAAAACAGCAAGAGUGGUCACGGCACAAGAGUUUCUGCCAGAGAGCUCCUCAAAAGCACCAACCCACUAGCACGCAGAGUCACAGAGUUCUCACUGCCAGAGCCAGAGUCAAACAAAUAAUCAAAAACCACAUUGGUGGCCAUACAACUGGCUUACCCACCAUCUAGGAUAGUAAAAGCUUUUUAAAACAGUUGUACUGUUUGUUUAAAUUUUAAGCACAAGUAUUGAAUUAUAUAAAACAGCAGUAUGCAACAGCACUAGUUAUUGAUUAAGGCUAUUUACUGUAUUAUACAGAUGGUGUAAGCAACAGGGUCUAAACAAUUGUGUGUGUAAGUAUUAGAACUGAUGCAAUAUUUCCAUAUUAACAGAAUCAACAAUUCAAUCACAAAGCUUCUCCUAGAUUGUCUUACUUUUAUUGACAACUAUGAUGAGUUAUGAAAAUGGAACAUAUUAAGUGAAAUGGCCUGCAUCAAGUGGUGUCUGUGGCAUAACUGGCAAAUGCACAGGAAUAUAUGUAAUAGAAACCCAGUGCUGGAAGACCUAAAAGUAAGUCUAACAUACUGUAAAGGCAUACUAUACAAUGGCUUUGUAUUUAAUGAACAGAAAAAUAACUAUUUCUGAAUAGACAUUACUCAUGUUUAGGUUUCCCCCUUACAUUCAUUAGCAGUUAUGAUGGUCACUUUUAAAAUGUGUUCUUCAAAAGAGGCAUUGCAGUCACAAACCUCAUGUAUUUAAUAAGACAAGUUAAUUACAUCUUCAAGACCUAAACAACAAUCUAACAAAUAUCACUACUACAUGAAAGCACUAUAUGUAAUGAACACAUAGGUACCAAUCAUUUAUUUGACACAGCAAUUAGCAUUAGAUUCAGGGCCCAUAGUCCAUUUACAGUGUAAAAAGAAUGAUAACUCACUUUUGAAAUAAAAACUUAAAAGGAAGUUCUACAAUUACAAACUUUAUGCUUGUGUUUGUAGUAAUAAUCUAGGAAUGAAAGACCUGAAAACUGUAAUAACAAAGUGGGGUACCACAUGAAAAUGUUACCUUUAAAGAAGACGCAGGAGAUUACCACUCAUUGGACAUCAGAACUAAAUUUGAGUUUGGUUGUCCAUUCAUAAACAAUUUAACUGUCUGGUGUAAAAUCAGAAAACUGGACUAAAGAACAACAGUCACAAAAUAUUUUUGACAGAACUGCCAACCAACUCCUGAUCUUAGUGACCCUGAACAGCAGAAAGGGCAGGAUUAGAAACAGAGGAAGAUUAGUUGAGAAAUAAAUACAUCAUGCCUUCUUAUGGGUUUUCUUUUUACAAAACAUUCAUCCUUUUUGGAUAUUUGGGUCUUCUAAUGCAGGAUUUAUCAUUUGCACACACUGUUUCCUUAUAUUUGCAGAUUAUGUUGUGGGCAGUUCACUUUAAAAAAUAAGUGAUGCUAUUACUUCAGUCAAUGUAUUUAAUUUAGUAUAUCAUAAAAUAAUUUUAAGACUUAAAAAUUUUAGUGAAUGCUUUGUGUAAAUUGUUGAACCUCACUACAUACAUGCAUGCACUGUGGCUGUGGCCGUUUUUUACAGCUGUAUACGCUGUAUGUACUGUAUAUGUGUGUGGUUUAUAUACAUACAUAUAUACACAUAUGUACUGUAUAUAUAAAGA
Polypterus senegalus (gray bichir) is the source of this 4871-nucleotide messenger RNA. RefSeq names its product NHS-like 2 (gene nhsl2). Gene Ontology annotation, biological process: cell differentiation. The record is from RefSeq and is a predicted model, not a curated record. The transcript has 8 exons. Bases 70 to 3351 code for a protein of 1093 amino acids. NCBI's taxonomy places the organism in Eukaryota, Metazoa, Chordata, Cladistia, Polypteriformes, Polypteridae.